This is a messenger RNA of Aspergillus fijiensis CBS 313.89, 3190 nucleotides long. It is a transcript of the gene argEF, whose product is annotated as bifunctional acetylglutamate kinase/N-acetyl-gamma-glutamyl-phosphate reductase. Gene Ontology annotation, molecular function: NAD binding; N-acetyl-gamma-glutamyl-phosphate reductase (NADP+) activity; NADP+ binding. Gene Ontology annotation, cellular component: cytoplasm; mitochondrial matrix; mitochondrion. Lineage: Eukaryota; Fungi; Ascomycota; Eurotiomycetes; Eurotiales; Aspergillaceae. The record is from RefSeq and is a predicted model, not a curated record. The transcript is spliced from 3 exons. Bases 457 to 3183 code for a protein of 908 amino acids. Gene Ontology annotation, biological process: L-arginine biosynthetic process.
GAUGUAACUCUACUCUUUUAUCUUAAGUACUUGCAAGGAGGGAACGAUUCCUCCCGGAGUGGGCACUAACUCAACUAAACCAACUUCCGAUCUACUGACUAACUUACUACUUACCAACCUGCGUGAGUCAAGAGUAGGUUUCCGGCCGAUUGCAGAAAAUGGAAGACGCCCGCUCCGACAAGUAGCCGAUCAUCACUUUUACCAUCUCGACCAUCAAAACUUUUUGGAGCCUGCGGCAAAUUCCCUGGCUGCACCCGAAUUGGCUCCCUCCACACAACCAACCUUUUAACUCAUUCUUCCUUGUCACUUUUCUUCUUCUCCUCCUUCCACCCCCCUCCCUUUUUUCCUCCUCCUCCCUCGAACAGUCUUCUUUAAAUCUAACAGCUUUAUUCAAACUUUCGGGCUUCUCCCCCUCCCCCUCAACUUUUCUGUUCGAGUAGGCGCAAAAGCUGCCGCAUGUUGGCUGGCAAGAUGUUCUCCCUUCGCACUGCCGUGCGGAGAGCUUCCCCCAGCAAGCCCCUCCGCGCGCUCUCCGCACCGCUCGCCGUUUCUCGCGCCAGAAUCGGCUCCCCCUCUGCCCGCCACUCACUCAAAGCUUCUGCCGUUCCAUUGUUGCAAGGGCGUCAAUACUCUCGUGCUACCGAUCCUCAGCUUUCUUCCACCCGCUCCACGGUCGUUCAGUUGCUGAGCAACAUCGGCUCCAAGCGGGAGGUCCAGCAGUACCUCUCCCACUUCACCUCCGUCUCCCAACAGCAAUUUGCCGUCAUUAAGGUUGGCGGUGCUAUCAUCACCGAACACCUUCAGACUCUCUCCUCCGCCCUCGCUUUCCUGAACCACGUUGGCCUCUACCCCAUCGUUGUCCAUGGCGCUGGUCCUCAGCUCAAUCGCAUGCUCGAGGAUGCUGGAGUGGAGCCUCAAUUCGAAGAUGGAAUCCGCGUGACGGACGGAAAGACCCUGGCUCUGGCCAGAAAGUUGUUCCUCGAGGAGAACCUCAAGCUGAUUGAGGAGUUGGAGCGCAUGGGUGUUCGGGCCCGCCCGCUCAAUGCCGGCGUCUUCACCGCCGACUACCUGGACAAGGAGAAGUACAACUUGGUCGGAAAGAUCAAUGGUGUUAACAAGAAGCCCAUUGAGUCUGCCAUUGAGGCUGGCUGCCUUCCCAUUCUCACCUCCAUGGCCGAGACGCCCGAUGGUCAGGUUUUGAAUGUCAAUGCUGAUGUCGCGGCUGGUGAGCUCGCGCGUGCCCUUCAACCCCUCAAGAUCGUCUACUUGGCGGAGAAGGGUGGCUUGUUUAACGGUGACACUGGCGAGAAGAUCUCCGUGAUCAACCUCGACGAGGAGUAUGAUCACCUGAUGACUCAGUGGUGGGUGCGUCACGGCACUCGUCUGAAGAUCAAGGAGAUGAAGGAUCUCCUCAGCGACCUUCCUCGCACUUCUAGCGUUGCUAUCAUCCACCCCGCCGACCUGCAGAAGGAACUCUUCACCGACUCUGGAGCCGGUACCUUGAUUCGCAGAGGCAACAAGGUCCACACCAAGACCUCCCUGUCCGAAUUCGAGGAUCUGGACAAGCUCAAGGAUGUCCUCGUUCGCGAUCGUGAGGGCUUGGACGCCCGCGCUACUGUCGAUCGCUAUGUUGAGGGCUUGAAGGAGCGCGACUUCAAGGCUUAUUACGAUGAGCCCAUGAAUGCGCUCGCUGUUGUGUUGCCCCCUCAGAAAGAUGCCACCUCUUCGCUGGCACACUUGGCUACUUUCACCAUCACCAAGUCCGGCUGGCUCACCAACGUAGCUGACAACGUCUUCGCCGCCAUCAAGAAGGAGUUCCCCAAGCUUGUCUGGACUGUGAAGGAGGACGAUGAGAACCUGACUUGGUUCUUUGACAAGGCCGAUGGCAGUCUCAGCCGUGAGGGAGAAGUCCUCUUCUGGUACGGGGUUGAGAGCGGUGAGGAGGUCAAGCAGCUUGUUCAGGAAUUCAACGAGCACGGCCGCCAGAUGUUCGGAGACAUUAACCUCGAAUCGCGCUUGCAUCGUGCUGCCCAGGCCGCUACCCACAUCGGUAAGGGCUUCGGUGCUAGCGGCGCUUCUACUGAGCAAAGACGUGCUUUCUCCUCGACUAGUAACGCUCUCCGUGCUGCUCGCUCGACUCGCCCUACCGUUCCUGUGCAGGCUUUCAGGACUUACGCCACUACCAACCCCAACCCCCCUCUUGGAGAGAAGAACAUGUCCAACACCCGCCCUUCCAAGGUUGCUCUGAUUGGAGCUCGCGGUUACACUGGCCAGGCUCUGAUCAACCUGAUCAAUGCUCACCCUCACUUGGACCUGCGUCAUGUUUCUUCUCGUGAGCUGGCUGGCAAGAAGUUGCAGGGUUAUGACAAGCGUGAGAUUAUCUACGAGAACCUCAGCCCCGAUGAUGUCAAGCGCAUGUCUGCCAACGGUGAUGUUGACUGCUGGGUUAUGGCUCUCCCCAACGGUGUCUGCAAGCCCUUCGUCGAUGCUGUCGAUCAGGGUUCCGAGACCGGCAAUGUGAUCAUUGAUCUCAGUGCCGACUACCGCUUCGAUGAGAAGUGGACCUACGGUCUUCCUGAGCUGGUCAGCCGUUCCAAGAUUGCCCAGGCUACCCGUAUCGCCAACCCUGGAUGCUAUGCGACUGCUGCUCAGGUUGGAAUCGCUCCUCUUGUCCCUUACCUCGGUGGACAACCCACCGUCUUCGGCGUUUCCGGCUACUCUGGUGCUGGCACCAAACCCAGCCCUAAGAACGACGUCGAGAACCUUACGAACAACAUAAUCCCCUACAGCUUGACUGAUCACAUCCACGAGAAGGAGAUCAGCUCGCAACUUGGCGCAAGCAUCGCUUUCAUCCCCCACGUUGCGGUCUGGUUCCAGGGUAUCCACCAAACCAUCAGCAUUCCCCUCAAGGAGGAGUUGACUUCUCGCGAUAUCCGCAACAUCUACCAGGAGCGCUACGCUGGUGAGAAGCUCGUCAAGAUCGUUGGCGAGCCCCCUUUGGUGAAGAACAUUGCCGGACGCCACGGUGUUGAGGUUGGCGGCUUUGCCGUUCACUCCAGCGGCAAGCGUGUUGUUGUGUGUGCUACCAUUGAUAACCUGCUCAAGGGCGCUGCCACUCAAUGUCUGCAGAACAUGAACCUUGCCCUUGGCUACGGCGAAUACCAGGGCAUCCCCCUUGAUUAGGUUGUUU